AACAGAGGGUAUUGCUCUUCUAUCGAGAUGCCGCACGACAUGCCACUUUAAUACUCAAUGCCUGCGUCAACGUGGUAGAGCUCGAGGCGAGUGGGGAUUUCUUGAGACGGAUCGGCGUAUCGCACGAUCAUUUAGAACCAUCAGAUCCGGGGGUCGGAGGAGAUGGAGAUGCUUCAGACGUGCCUCCUGGGACUGGUGGUAGCGCAGGCCCGAAUACACCGAUUUUUUCCACGCAAGGACUCGAGGAGGCCCUGAUGCGACCCACACAUCUCACUCUCGUACCUCCGACCCUCAAUGUCCAUUUUCGGCUACCGAUUCUCUCCAAUAUCACGCAUUUACAUUAUUCCGCCACGUUACCUAGAAACCUAAACUACCAAGGAACUCUCCUAGGUCUCACCCACGUCGCCUUUGACUACCCUUUGGGUGUCGCCUCUACCAAGGCCGAAACAUUGGUUCAACUUUGUCGUGCGGCCUUAGAAUGGGGUGUACCUUCAGCCCUCGCUGACCAGGACGCCACAACUGCCGAUGAAGACGAGGACGAGCUGGUCUCUCCUGCCACGAUCACACCGAAACUGAUCAUGGUGGUCGUCCGAGUGCUCCUACGGCCACGUAUGAUGAACAGCGACAGAGCUGCCGAAGUCUGGC
Molecule: messenger RNA, 645 nt
Organism: Acaulospora colombiana
Lineage: Eukaryota; Fungi; Glomeromycota; Glomeromycetes; Diversisporales; Acaulosporaceae
Source: the annotation of a GenBank genome assembly